Messenger RNA from Limulus polyphemus (Atlantic horseshoe crab), 3693 nucleotides. It is a transcript of the gene nompC, whose product is annotated as ankyrin-3-like. The transcript has 21 exons. The record is from RefSeq and is a predicted model, not a curated record. Gene Ontology annotation, molecular function: protein binding; calcium channel activity. Gene Ontology annotation, biological process: calcium ion transmembrane transport; GPI anchor biosynthetic process. Gene Ontology annotation, cellular component: membrane; glycosylphosphatidylinositol-N-acetylglucosaminyltransferase (GPI-GnT) complex. Lineage: Eukaryota; Metazoa; Arthropoda; Merostomata; Xiphosura; Limulidae. The annotation marks the transcript as partial.
GAUAACUUAACGGCUCUGCACAUCGCUAUACAGGCAGGAAAAUGGGAGGUUUUAGAAACUUUACUGGGUCACGGAGCAAACGUUAAUCUUUCUGCUGGAAAGAAUGGAGCAACACCUCUCCACCUGGCGGCUACGAUACCAAGUGGUGAGAAGAGUGCUGAACUCCUAAUUAAGAGUGGAGCAAACAUUAAUGCAAGUCAAAAAGGUAACGAAACACCGUUACACCUGGCGGUACGACAUGGAAAUCUUCGAACUGUCGAACUUUUACUUGAAGAUGGUGCCCAAAUUCAAUCCCAAACAGAGUUCGGCGAAACUGCAUUACAUAUUGGUGUGAAAAAUUGCCGUUUUCAAGUGGUCAAGUGUCUCCUGACGUACUGGGCCAGUACAUUUUCAGGUCAGCAAGGUCUCUUCUCAGUGAACCAACAAAACCAGAAAGGAGAAACAGCACUGCACUACGCUGCCGCUCUUACACCAAACCAACAUCAUUACGUCGGUGAAUCACGAGAUAUUGUUAAAAUACUUCUACAAAAUGGAGGAAAUGUUACCAUGGAAACAACUGAGUGGAAAGAAACGCCCUUACAUUACUGCAGCAGAGCUGGCAACGUAGAGAGCAUGCGCGUAAUCUUAGAGUCACUGGAACCUUCUGAUCUGCAAGCACUUUCGAACAGAAAAUCUAAGAAUGGCUGGUCACCUUUGUUGUACGCCAGCAAUGGUGGUCACUUUGAUGUUGUCAACCUUCUGAUCCAAAAUAAUGCCCGGGUGGAUGUAUUUGAUGAGCAUGGAAAGGCAGCACUCCACCUAGCGGCAGAAAAUGGUCAUCAGGAAAUCGUCGAUUUGCUUAUCCACCACAAAGCUUUUGUGAACGUUCGUUCAAAGAAGGGGUUCACUUCUCUACAUCUCGCAGCAAGAAACGGGCACAACGCCAUCGUUCGAGACUUGAUCAGAAAAUACGGAUCUAUGGUUGAUGCUUUUAGUUUGACGAAACAAACUGCUUUGCAUUUAGCAGCAGAGCGUGGAAACUUAGAUGUGUGCAACACUCUACUAGAUGCCAAUGCUAAUGCUAGUUCUAUUGACAACGAUGGACAAAGCCCUCUUUUGUUGGCUGCGCAGAAUGACCACUCUGAAGUAGUGAAGUUAUUCCUGAGACACCAGCCUCAGCUAGUAUCUGUGGCUAAUACGGUAAGUAUAAAAAUUACCUCAGUGUCAAGUAGUCGAACUAAGAAAACAAAUGAGACUGCACUUCACCUUGCGGCAGAUUCCGGACACGCUAAGGUUGUUAGGGACUUGCUGAAGGCGGGAGCCUCUCCGUCAGAAGAAAACGCUGAUGGAAAUACUGCACUUCACUUGGCAGCCAAACAAGGCCAUCUGGGAGUACUGGAAGAAUUAAAGACAGCAGUGAAUUGGAAAAUUAAAAGCAAAAAGACUGGCCUCACGGCACUUCAUGUCGCUGCUAUUCAUGGACGAAGUGACUUUGUACGAGAGAUGCUGACUCAAGUUCCUGCCGCCAUCUUAAGCGACCCUCCUUCUGAAGAAAACAGUGCUUUAGAUGACGAUGGCUAUACACCGCUUCAUUUGGCAGCGCAAUUUGGAAGAGAGAAUGUAGUCCGCAUGUUGUUGAACAGUGAUGGAGUGCGCACUGAUACUCCAACCACUACAAAGGGUACAAUCCCCUUACAUCUUGCUGCUCAAGGAGGACACAUGAGUGUAGUGGGGCUUCUGUUGAGCAGGGGGACGGAGCUUCUCCAAGCCACAGAUAGAAUUGGCCGAACUCCUCUACAUCUCGCCGCUGCAAACGGCCACAAAGAUAUGCUGGGACUGCUGCUAGGACAAAACGCCGAUAUCAACGCCGCUGAUAACAAUGGCUGGACAGCCUUACAUUACACAGCGUGUAGAGGAUUUUUGGAAGCAGUGCAGUUCUUGAUUGAGAGUGGAGCUUCUUCCCUAUCUAAAACAAAGGAUGGAAAAGUCUCCCUUUCGUUUGCAGCAGCAAACGGACACCACGAAGUUUUAAGCUUUCUACUACGUGCGCCUCAUGAUUCUUACAAUCUUAUGGAAGACAAAGCGUUCUUGAUGGAUCUGAUGACGUGUGCAAAGACCCAUAAUAAUAGGCCAAUGCUGGAGUUUGUACUUUUGUCUCCAGCACCAAUAGAGAUUGCUGUGAAGGUAGCUCGUCAAUACCAGAACCUAGCGUUAAAGGAGAAGGAAAGAUAUUGUGACUUGGAGUACAUGAGUUCCUUCUGUGACAAUAUCGCUUCAGAUCUUAUGACAGUUACUGCAGCCAGCAACCUGACCCCUACUCUUCUUCGGGCCCUGGAUGUUAACCAGACAGCUUUUAUGGAUGUCUUGAUCGAGCAAGAACGAAAGGAAGUGGUUUCUCACCCCUCGGUCCAAAAGUACCUAACUGAACUCUGGAUGGGGGGGAUAGACUGGCCUCAGUGGCGAAUUGUACUGCUUUUCCUAGUUUUUCUUCUCUUUCCGAUUGUAUGGAUACUGUGUUCCUUACCUUUUGGUCAUCGUCUUCCCAACAUCCCUAUUAUUAAGUUUCUAUCGUACCUUAUUUCACAUAUUUUCUUUGUGGUUCUUCUGAGCUUCACUAUCAUUAACCCGUGGGUCCCCCUCUGGAGAAAUACAAAUUUGAUUCCCCAGUGGCACGAAGGCCUGCUUAUCGUGUGGGUUGCUGGAAUGGUGCUUUCUCAUAUUGCCAACCCUAAGGAAAAGGGGGGAUUUGCUUGGACCAGAGUUAUAGUCAUGUUCUUUUGCAUGCUUUCCAUUCUUGUACAUUGUUCUGCUAUUUUCAUUCUUGAAAUCGACACUAAAUUAAUCCUUCUGUACAUACGAAACCAACUACUCGGUGUGUCACUUUUGCUUUGUUUCUUAGAAUUCCUGAAUUUUCUUAGUUUUCAUCAUCUUUUUGGUCCCUGGGCUGUCAUUAUUAAAGAUCUAAUGAAAGACCUUCUAAGAUUUUUGGCUAUUCUUGCUUUGUUUCUCGUUGGGUUUUCACUUCACCUUAGCGCUAUCUAUCAGCCAGUUUUUGAACCAAUUUAUCUCACAAAUGCUAGCCUACCCACUUUCGGUCAAGAGUUCCAGUCACCCAUUAAUACAUUUGAGAUGCUUUUCUUUGCACUCUUUGGGCUAGUUGAACCGGAUUACAUGCCACCAUUGUACUUAAGCCCUUCUUUCUCCAAAAUAAUUAUAAAAGUUGUGUUUGGAGUUUACAUGACGGUGACGGUUGUCGUUCUCAUCAACCUCUUGAUCGCCAUGAUGUCAAAUACCUACCAGAGAAUUCAGGCCAGGUCUGACACCGAAUGGAAAUUUGGUCGGGCCAAGCUCAUUCGCAGAAUGAUACGAACUUCAUCCUCACCCCCACCUGUAAACUUCUUCACUGGGUUUUGGUUCAUGAUCAGAAAAUGUCGUAGAUUUAAAGUUAGAAAAGCUCAGACUGUUCGACCAAAGGAGCGUACCUUAUCAGUCAACAUUCCUGCACCAGUUAGACCAGUAAUUUCAAAGGGUGCCCGACGCCGAUGGCAGAUGGCUCUCACAUCUGUUGGUGCAACUCGUUCUGGAAUUGAAGCUUCGGUUUUUGAGCUGAGAGAAAACACCAUAGCUCGUGUUGUAGACUGGCCUCCAAUCGUGGCAAAGUUCCUGCAGACAAAGGGGAUUGUUGACAUGUCACCCGUGUUUCGAAAGGAAUAA